Molecule: messenger RNA, 1863 nt
Organism: Closterium sp. Yama58-4
Lineage: Eukaryota; Viridiplantae; Streptophyta; Zygnematophyceae; Desmidiales; Closteriaceae
Source: the annotation of a GenBank genome assembly
AUGGGAUCACAACCAAGACCCUACACAUUGCUGAACUCGCUAGGCCCAUCACGUGGCACCCGACGUGCCACGAUGGCCGCCAUGCCUCUCGCACGACUGCCUGCGGCGCAUUUCUCGCGCGCACCGAUUCGUCUGCUCGUCGUCGUGUCGCUUCUCUUGGCUUUCAGCUUCCACCCGGCUGGUGCCGGCAUUCCUGCGGCCACGCAACUCGCUUCGGUCGCGGAGCCUUUAGCUUCUACGCACUCCGUUAUUGUCACGCAACCCGUUCUUGUCACGCAACCUGUUACUGUCACGCGACCCAGCAGCCGGCAUCGCUUGUUCUUGCGCGUAGGCCCCAGUGAUAAAGAUGAAGGUGACUACAGUGAAGGCGAUUCUGCUUCCCCUGAAACUGAGGGCGGGGAUGGCACGGAUUAUUUUUCGACGGAUGCCGCUGCGUCCACAGCAGCGGAUUUCGAACCUCUCAACUUCGAACCUCUCAACCUUGAUUCCGGCGACAGCACUCAACCGUGGAGCGACAACAGCGACGGCAGCGACGGGAGCGGCGACGGCAGCAGCGACGGCGGCAUCAGCGGCAGCCGGCUGGGCGACGGCGACGGCGACGGCGACGAGAUGGACGACUUUCCGCACUACGCCGUCUUCGGUUUCUUCGCGCUCUGCGCCACGCUCGUGCUGCUCCUUCCGCUCGCGCUCCGCCAGGUGCUCGCCAGCUCCGCGCACCUGGCGGCGGCCACCGCGCGCGACUACUCGGAGGCGUGCGCGGAGGCGCUGAACCACGCGCUCGUCGCGUACACGGCGGCGCAAGUGGCGCUCUUCACGGCGCUCUUCCUCCCGCCCGCGCUCGUCUUCGACGCCCUCGCGCUGCUCCGCAACGCCUGCCGCCCCCGCCGCGCGGGCCACCUCAGCUACUUCAUCCCUCCCUUUUUCCGCGCAUUCGUCCGCCCGUGGCUCGCGCUGUUGUGCGGCGGGGUUCCCCGGGCCGUGGGGGGCGAAGGGGGAGGGGACGGAGAGAAUGGGGAAGGGGGGGAGGGGGAAGGGGCGGAGGAAGGGAUGGUGUUCCUGGGGCCAAUGACGGCGGAGGAGCUGGCGGCGCUGCCGCAGGUGGUGUACGGUGGGGAGGGGUGCGGCGGAGACCAAUGGCAGCAACAGGAACAGCAAGAGCAGAAGGAGGAGGAGGAGGGCGGGGUGGAUUGUGUGACUGAUUGUACAGAUGGUGAUUGUACAGAGGGGCUAAUUAAGAGGAGGCUCCCAGGUGGGCCUGUAGGGUCUUCAAGCGAGGGCGGAGAUAGACGACUCGCGCUGGGAGCAGCCGCGGAGAGAGGUGCAGCGGAGGGGGGAGCGGGGAACGUGGUUCGCGCGGGGGAGGAGGGUGAAGGCGGUGGGUCGAGCGGUGAGGAGGGAGCAGAAGUAGCCCUGGAAGGAGGCGAGGGGGAAGAGCAGCAGCCGUUAGUGGCUGCUGCAGCAGCGGCGGUGCCUGUAGGGGCUGCCGCAAGGGCUGGGACGGCAGGAGGGGGAGCAGGGCGUGGAGGAUUAGGGCGAAAGGUUGUGAGAACAGAAAGUGGGGAGGAAGACCCGUGCACCAUCUGCUUCGAUGGCUUUAAGAGCGGCGACCAGCUGAGAAUACUGCCGUGCCAACACAGGUUCCACACGGCAUGCAUCGACGAGUGGCUCAUGAAGAAGCCCCUCUGUCCGCUCUGCAAGCGCUGUGCCCGCCCACCGCCGCCUGCAAUCAUGAGGACGCACCGCAUGUUCCUCUGGCUGCUCUCGCACACCGCCGCGUGGGACUUCUCUCAAGCAGGCGGGCUCAUGGGCAUGCUGUGGAUGGCCACUCUGCUGCUCUAUGUCAUGCAUGUGGGGUCGGAUUAG